AUUUUCAUGGGCGAUGCGUGGGUUAACAAUGGGUCCGCGAAGAGCAAUUAUGAAUGGUUGCCCAUUCGGGUCAACAAUGUGAAUUCGACCGUGUCCUUGGAAGAUCUGGCGUACUGGAAGGUUGAUAUCCAUACCGGGCUCGUCCAGACUCCGUCGAGGAACAAGCGGUAUCAUGCAGCUGAGGCAGUAAUA
Molecule: messenger RNA, 192 nt
Organism: Stereum hirsutum FP-91666 SS1
Lineage: Eukaryota; Fungi; Basidiomycota; Agaricomycetes; Russulales; Stereaceae
Exons: 2
Source: RefSeq, a predicted model, not a curated record